AGACCUCUCCAGCUUCCCAGGACAUUUGAUUCUAGGGUACUGGGUCUUGUCUGGGAAGCUGGCACACCUGCAUUCCAGCCCAGCAGUCUGUGAGGAUUAUGGUCCAAUAACUAAAUGUGUGUGAGCUUCAAAACCUUCAAUGCCUGUCUGAAAAACGCUGUCCAGUCUCCCAGGCUUUUGUGGAUUUACUGUUCUGACUUCCAUAAGCCCAAGGAAUGUGUGCACCCUCAUGCUGUGGCUGAGAAAGUGGAUUGGGAGGGCUUGUAUGUUAUGCUCCAGGUUACACUGGAGUACUUGACUUGGGUUCCAGUGUUGCCCCUGGGCCUCUGUGGGUUCCUGGGAAGGCAAGUCAGAUUGGACUUCUCCUAGAAGUGGCAAGGUACACUUCCUGGACCUCCCUGGGGCUCUAGGGUGUGGGAACUCCAUCUUCCCAGCAGCUCUCCACUUGGUUAACUUGCCCAACCUGCUCUGGGGAUUCUAGGUAGAGACCUGAAAUUCCCUGCUCCAAUGAACUGCAGGAGGUGCCAAAACAUGACCCAGUGGCCUGCCACAGAUCCCCAGGCCUAGUUCCUGGCCUCUUUGUGGCUCGCACUCUAGUUCUAUUGCCUCCACUUGAGAACUCAAAGCAUCCUCUUUCUCCUUCCUGCUGUGGUGUCGGUAGCAGCCAAGCUGCCUGUCUCUUUAAGAGAGAGAGAGAGGGAGAGAGGUGGGGAGGGAAAGAACGAAAUCAGGAAGUAGGAGAGAGCCCAGAGCCAGGGCUCUACAGAGCAGGGUGUCAGGGCUGGCAGGGAAGAAACCUGUAAUCCCAGCUCCCAGCCGUCACAGGGCCAUUUCAACUAGCCCUGCCUGUGUCCCAGGGUCCUUGACUAUCAAGAUGUUGUGGGUACUGCCCAGGAAUAACUGCUGCAAGCCUUGAGGGUGCCAGGGGUGCCACCCCCUCCUACAAGUGGGCAUCCCCUGAAGCCGCGAUGGGCUCAGCUCCUGGACUUGCCACAGACAGAGAGCAUAACACAUACUUGCCAGGGAGAGCCUGAUUCAGGGCCACUCAGAGCGUGGGGGAGAGGAGAUGCAGAGCACCGCCAACUACCUGUGGCACACAGAUGAGCUGCUGGGCCAGGGCGCGACUGCCAGUGUGUACAAGGCCCGCAACAAGAAAUCCGGGGAGUUGGUCGCUGUGAAGGUCUUCAACACCGCCAGCUACCUGCGCCCCCGCGAGGUACAGGGGAGAGAGUUCGAGGUCCUGCGGAAGCUGAAUCAUCAGAACAUCGUCAAGCUGUUUGCAGUGGAGGAGACGGGGGGUGGCCGGCAGAAGGUGCUGGUGAUGGAGUACUGCUCUAGCGGGAGUCUGCUGAGCGUGCUGGAGAGCCCAGAGAACACCUUCGGGCUGCCGGAGGACGAGUUCCUGGUGGUUCUGCGCUGUGUGGUGGCCGGCAUGAACCACCUGCGGGAGAACGGCAUCGUGCACCGGGACAUCAAGCCUGGCAACAUCAUGCGCCUCAUUGGGGAGGAGGGACAGAGCAUCUACAAGCUGACAGACUUCGGGGCUGCCCGGGAGCUAGAUGACGAUGAGAAGUUCAUCUCUGUCUACGGGACAGAGGAGUACCUGCACCCUGACAUGUAUGAGCGGGCGGUGCUUCGCAAGCCUCAGCAAAAGGCAUUUGGGGUGACUGUGGAUCUCUGGAGCAUCGGGGUGACCCUGUACCACGCAGCUACCGGCAGCCUUCCUUUCGUCCCUUUUGGUGGGCCCCGGCGCAACAAGGAGAUCAUGUACGGUGGGCCACAGGGUAGGGAAGGCAGGGGGCUGCAGAGCCAGCUGGUGCCUAUCCUGGCCAACAUCCUGGAAGUGGAGCAGGCCAAAUGCUGGGGCUUCGACCAGUUCUUUGCGGAAACCAGUGACAUCCUGCAGCGAGUUGUCGUCCACGUCUUCUCCCUGUCCCAGGCUGUCCUGCACCGUGUCUACAUCCACGCCCACAACACGAUAGCCAUCUUUCUGGAGGCCGUGUAUGAGCAGACCAAUGUGGCCCCCCACCACCAGGAAUACCUCUUUGAGGGUCACCUCUGUGUUCUUGAGCCCAACCUCUCAGCACAGCACAUCACCCACACAACUGCCAGCAGCCCCCUGACCCUGUUCAGCAUGGCCAGCGAGACUCCAAAGGGGCUAGCCUUCAGGGACCCUGCUCUGGACAUCCCCAAGUUCGUCCCCAAAGUGGACCUACAGGCAGAUUACAACCCAUCAAGGUUGUCUCAAAGAUGCCAUGCCAGCAUGUGUUCUCAGAGAUCCCUGCUCCUAAGCCCUCAAGUGCAGCCUCCCUCUUUCUUUCUCUCCAGGUUGAACAGCACAGCGGAGACACCUGAGGUCCAGGAGCUGAAGGAGGUUGCAGAUCUGAGGUCCAGGUUGCAGACUCUGGCUGAGGUUCUCUCCAGAUGUUCCCAGAAUAUCACAGAGACACAGAAAAGCCUCAGGGACCUCAACUCAGCGCUGGUGAAGAACCGGGAUCAGGUACAUGAAGACAGAAGCAUCCAGCAGAUUCAGUGUUGUGUGGACAAGAUGAGCCUCAUCUACAAACAGUUUAAGAAAUCGAGGAUGAGGCCAGGUGAGCCAUGGAGAGCAAAUGUCCCCUAUGCUUUCUUCCCUCCCUCUGCUUUCCUCCCUUCCUGGGAGGUGUAUGAGACCAGGACCCACCUGCGCCGGGUCAGCUGUUCUGUGACCUCCUGCAACACAGAAGCACAAGGAGUCCAGGAGAACCUAAGCAAGAUCCUAGACCAGCUAUCCUACCAGCUCCUUCAAGACAGAACAAAAGAGGUACAGACCUCACCACCCCCCAUAGCUCCUCACCCCAGUCCUGCGCCAAAGGACCUGGUUCUCCACAUGCAGGAGCUCUGUGAGGAGAUGAGGUUGCUGGCCUUUGACCUGCAGGACAACAACCGCAUCAUCGAACGAUUAGGUAGACUCCCAUCAGCUCCUGACGUCUGAGCUGUGGGGGGCGUGUGAGGCAUCCGGAGCAUUAGAAUCAUUCACACACUGCUCUUCUGCACUGCGGGACCCAACCCAGGGUGAGAUUCUGGUCCCAUCUCAUCAGCCUACCUCCCUCCUGGCCACUGGUCGGGAGAUGUCAUCAGCAUUACCUUCCAAUGCCUGUUCCCCUGGGAAGCUGCACAGCCGACUCUGUCACAAUUCACAGGAAAGUGCAGCAGCCACUGCCUGGACCAUCCUUUGUGCUUUCUCCAGGCUCUGGGACUGCUGCUCUGUCACCCAGGCCUGGAGGCCUGAACCUGGCGAGGCUGUGGGGAAAAGAGACUCCCACAGGCCCUCCCACCCCUUCUGCAUUCCCCAGGCAUCAGCAGAGGAGGCCUCCUGGGACUUCCCCAGGGUACAGGUCAAACAACCUCACCUCCAUCUUCCUUCCUCUUCCUCUUAAGGUGUUUCACACUGAAUACCCCCCACCUCCUGGGUCCCCUAGAGUCACCAUGUUUGGCCACAGAUAAUGUCCCUCUGUUCUUGGUCUGGAUGAGCCUCAGGUUGAGAAAAUGGGUGGUGGGCCAAGUGCCUGUGCCUCAGGGACUCUUUGCUUGCCUUCUGGCUCUAAUGCACCAUCUGGUCCUGGGCUGCCGCUAGGCAGUGCUGACGGGAGCCCUGCCAAUGAGCGCGGGCCUGUAAGCCCAGGGCCCUGAGCAGAGAGCAGGCCUGCACCUUUGAGAAAUAGAAUAAACAUGGCUGCCUUUUCUGUU
Messenger RNA from Ictidomys tridecemlineatus (thirteen-lined ground squirrel), 3729 nucleotides. NCBI's taxonomy places the organism in Eukaryota, Metazoa, Chordata, Mammalia, Rodentia, Sciuridae. The record is from RefSeq and is a predicted model, not a curated record.